CGUCCCCGAAGGAACGGAACUUUGCCUUCCGCCCGCGACUGGGGCGCUUUUCACUGUAGCGUCACUUCCUGUCUCUGCCGGAAAGAGCUGAAAAAGGAACCGAAUUUGAAUCCGGUAAUCAAGCGAGGCUUGGGAGCUUCACAGUGCUAAGUGGGGUUGAGCCUGGAAUCGAUUCUUACGUGCUGCUGUUUGGGACACGAGGGAGUUUGGCUUGUGGUUACUGCGAGGAGGAGCAGCCUCUGCCUUGCGUAGCUGCUUAACAGGUCGAUAUCAGCACGCGAAGUUCUGCCUGGGAUAAGGGUGUAAAGAUGGGAAAUGCUUGACUUCUUCGUAUGCAAGUUUUAAGGUACACCUCACAUUGAAAAGGAUGCCUAUUCGUGCCCACUGUACCAUUUGUUCUGACUUUUUUGACAAUGAGAGGGAUGUGGCUGCUAUUCACUGUGGGCACACUUUUCACCAUUUGUGCCUCAUCCAGUGGUUUGACACUGCCCCAAGUCGGACAUGCCCACAGUGCAGAAUUCAGGUUAGCAAAAGACAUAUAAUCAACAAACUCUUCUUUGAUGUUGCCCUGGAGGAGCAGUCAAGCCUGGAUGCAGAAAGUCUACAGAAUGAAUUGGACAGGGUGAAAGCCCAGCUAACUUUGAAAGAAAAAGAGCAACGGGAUUGCCAGUCUGUUGUGGACUCACUGAGGGAAACUCUGGAUGUUCGGAAUGCCACCAUUGAAUCUCUUCAGAAAGCUGCAUCUGACAUGGAGAUGUUGUGUUCUACUCUCAAAAAACAGAUGAAAUAUCUGGAUCAUCAGCAAGAGGAAGCUAAGAGUGCAAAAGAAGAAGCCCGAAAACUGCGAAAUAAACUGAAAACUCUGGAGAGGAUUGAGCUGUUACUGCAUGGCCAGCGUCCAGAAGUGGAAGAUAUGAUUCGUGAUAUGGGAGCAGGGCAGGCGGCAGUGGAGCAGCUUGCAGUCUAUUGUAUUUCACUGAAAAAGGAAUAUGAGAACCUGAAGGAGUCUCGAAAAGCAUCAAAUGAGAAAAUGGAGAAGUUGAGAAAGGAGUUGCUUUCUUCAAACCACAAGAUACAGAAAACUGUUCUGGAAUUACAGAAAACAAAUGAAGAAUUGAAAAGUUCCCAGACAGAUCUGAGAAAUGCAGAUAAAGAGAUCAUGAGUCUGAAGAAGAAGAUCGAAAUCCUGCAGGAUACCCUGAAAGUACCAUCUGUAACCAGGGAAGCACUCAGUCGGCUUGUUUCUGAAAGCCCCACUCCCGUGGAACUGCUCAGUCCAAAGCUCCAUCGGCCAGCUCACAGUGAUGACAUUGAUCUGAAUACCACUUUUGAUGUGGAGACACCAAAGCACCAACCUCAGAAGAUAGCCCCUGUGCCAGCCAAGAAAUUCAGACUGGAUAAAAAGUCGGCCUCUGUGACAAAUCUAUCAAGAGUUCUGAAAGCAACAGUAGAGAGCUCUUCCGCUGAUGCAGAAGGUGAACAUCUAGAAGACUUUCUUCCUGCUUUCAUCAGAAAUUCGGUCCUGCCCAAGAGACCACCUGGGAGCAGCCAGCUGAUGCCACACAGGAACAUAGGAAUUGUGAGAAUGGGCUAUGAUGGCCUAGGAGGCAGAACCAAAUUCAUACAGCCUAGUAUCCCUGCAGACAUUCGCCCCCUGCCUGUGAAGGGCAAGAAAAAGAAUGUUUCUAAGCAAACAAUAGCAGCAGCUUCUGCUUCUGGCAUCAAUCAGGCUAAACUAGACUGUUUCUUUAAGUAACCAUGGAUUUCUUUAGCUGAAACAGCAUCAGAGACCUGGAAUCAUCUGGAACAGCAGACGAGCAUCAUGGUGACCACUGUGCAGUGGACAGAACCCAGGAGAGGUUGAGGACUACUAUGCUCCCCAGCUUUGGGUUCACAUGGCAUUUUUUUCCUGCAAAUUGAGCAUAGAAGAGCUGUCCUCCUAUGCCGCUCACACUUAUAAGGAAAAGACUAGACAAAUUCAGUUCCAGGAUUUCUUGGGCCUUUGAAGAUGAACCAUAGGAAUGCAGCUCAGAUAACUCGGACAGCAGUGUUAAGCUACAGAAGCACACAGAUGCCAUCAGCCACAUCUAUGCCAUGGAAUGCACUUCAAACUCUAUAACAGGGAGAAAAUUCUGCUGGCAGCUAUCAAACUGUGCGGGUCUUUGAGUGACCUGAGAAAAGGCUCAAGACAAGCACUUGGGUAGUUCUUUUUCUAACACUACAAGUGCAAGAUUAUGCCUUCUGCCAAAAACCUUUCAUAUCUCUCUGAGCUGGUCAGUAGCCAAGAAAAUGAGAUUUGGGCUAUUCUGGAGGGAUUAUUUGAUUAGUAAUUUAUUUCUGCCUUCCUCUCACAGAUCUGGGGUUAGAAAUGCUGGUUCGUGCUUCAAAGUUUGUGCAUCAGUAGGUUGGAAUUCCUGCUCACAAAGUGAGACAAGUUUCAUUGCAGCAAAAUUCUUCUCUGGCUUGGAUGGGAAAUCUGAGCAGGAGAAAUACCCUGCACCGUCCUCUUCUCUUCUGCUCCAGCUAAUCCAUUGCCCUGAUGGGGUUUGGGGGGUGGCGGCAGCUGUGGCAAGAGGGGUGUCCUUUCAGUGUCCCCCCAGUCUUUUUAUUUCUGUCUCUUCACUUCCCCAGCCACUGCCACAAGGCACGGUUGAAUGAUGUCUCCUAAGAACAGGAGGGCAGGUAAGGUGAAACAGCAGGAAAAACAAUUGUAGAUGGAGGGACAUAGAACUCUGUGAUGCUCUGAAUGCAUCAAGAACUUUGAUUUCCUGCUCUGAUAAAAUGAGCUUUUGAACUAUUUAUCAUCAACAUUUUAUUUUCUUUUACUGAAAUUUAAGGAGAGCUGGGGAAGCUUGCCUAUCUCAGGGGUGGCCAGCCUAUGGCACUGCAGAUGUCCAUGGACUACAAUUCCCAAUUGGCCAUGCUGGUAGGGGCUGAUGGGAAUUGUAGUCCAUGCACAUCUGCAGUGCCAUAGGUUGGUCACCCCUGGCGUAUCUCAUCAACCUAUUUUAGUACUGACUGCCCUUUCUGCAAGUAAUUUAUAAUCUUUUUCACAAGGAAUUAUUUAACUGCUGAAGGAGCUCUUUGGACAUAAGGCUUCCAGUCAAGAAGUGAUAGUCUGCCCCUGUGGUAAAUAUAGAAGACAUCUCCAUUAUAUGUUGAAGUUUUUUGGUUAAAUUCAAACCUAUUCCAACCCUCAUGGGUACCUCAACUAUCUGGUUCUCCAGAUACACAGCAGCCUUUCUGUCCAUAUUUUUCCUCUCCUUAAAUUAACAGUGAGCUCUGGGUGUAGUUGAAGGUCAGAUUUCUUUUUAGCUUGUAACAUCCUAUUAUAUUGGUUUGUUUUCCAAUGGAUUCUUUUCCUGGAUUUCCUGCCUAUGGCACAGAACCGUGAAUGUAUAAACUACCAUUUUGCAGUUUAUUUGCUUCAUUGUCUUCAGAGAACAUAGAAAAACAUGCUCCACAAAUUUUUGUGCAGUUCCUGAGGGAUCCUCAAUCAGUAUUUUUCCUUUGUGAUAGAUUUGCAGGAGUUAGUGCUGUGUCUUUAAGCUACAGGAAAAUGGGUUCCUGGCUUAAUCUUUCCAUAGAAAUAUCAUUUGUAUGAAGCAAAUCUCCUUUGUGACAUUGGUCAGAUUCUCUUUCACUUGCCUUAAGUGAUUCUGGCAGAAGGCAGUACUGGCUUUAGACUUAACUUAAUUUUUCACAUCUUACAGGAAUUUUAUAAACCAACUCCAUUAUAGUCGGAGAGUCACUAUUUUUACAAUGAAAUGAAAAACUAGGCACAGAUCCAGCAAUCUUGUGUUUGGAAUUCCUAGCUGGACAUGCGUGCUCACACUAAAUAAAUAUUGCAGAAAAUGUGCCUCUUUGUUAAAUUGAAGAAAUGUAGACUUAAGCCUUUUGAGUCACUGCCACUGUAUGCCAUGGCUUUGCAAGCACAAAUGAUGAAAUAUACAUCAGCAUUUAUGACAAAAGACUGUAUAGCCUUCCUCCAAAUGAAAAUUUCUGAUAGACUGAGGAACUAAAAUUCUCUGGGAGCUGGAAAAGACCAAAUGCCACUAGACUAGAACAUUCCCUUUUCUUUUCAUCACCAUCCCUUGUAGAAAGAUCAGUCAGUCAAUUUAUCUUCUUCCCAAAGUGAUCAGGCACUGAAUGGACACCAAGCCUGUUUGGGUUGGGUCCUGAAGAUGAACUAGAGUUAGAUGUUAUCUACAAACUAGAGGCAACAAGGAGUGUACCUGUUUUUCAUCAAAUGAUCUUGUGUAUUCCUUGAAUAUGAGGGCUACCACAUACAGACCAGAACCCAUACCAAAAGUCUGGGUGGGGCAGACUGAAAAUUAGGUCUAUAAAAGUUAAUAGACCACAAAAAUCGUAUUAGUCUGCCCAUAUACCCAUAUCCAGCAAUUGGACAGUCUGCGGCACCCUGGUAGCCAAAAAUAAAUUUGUUUCCAGCUUACACUCUUUCCUGCCUAAUUAUUUAGUAGCAAUUCUCACUGUAUACUACCACGUGAAUAGCUGUUUACAUUAUCAUUAAUUCCUCUAAGGAACCUGUAGUAAUAUACAUGUAUGUUAUGCCAUUUUAGCAACACAGCAAUCCCUCUGAAGUAGCUGAAUGAUUGGAGGCAACCUGGUGAUCUCUAGCUUACUACUUGCCUGCCCACUGCUAGGUCUUCUCAGUUCCUUUGCACAUUAAGAUAUUGUUACAUCCAACAGGAAGAGGGAGAAAUGCUAAGUAGCCAGUUUUGAAACAUCCAUCCUGAGGAACAAUUAAGUUAUCCUAAAAAUACCCGUUAGUACCUAUUGUCCCAUCAAUACCUUUCAGUUAAGUAUUGUGUUCAGCAAAUACUAAUAGAUAGGUAAGAUGUACCUAUUCUUACUAAGUACUUUGUAGAGUCAUACAGGCGCAAUCAAUGUCAUAGCCAGGCUAAAAGGCCAUCUGGCAGGAAAAUAUAAGCAUAUGACUGUUGGAGAGAAGGUGACUUCUUCAAAAGAGAUUUAGAAACAGGAUAAUAUUGGGAACCCACCUUAAUAUUAUUUGCAAUUCCAAGCCAACCCCCCCCCCCCCCCGGAUAAUAUAUCAACAGUUGACAGAAACAAAUCAACUUUAUUAAUUUUCAUUACAAAAGUGGGCUUUGCAGGUCAUUGUCCAUAUGCUCCCAAGCAUACUUACCAGUGGGAAAGUGACAUAAUCAUGAUGAACUCCUUUCCCCUCCAAGGCCUCCUAUAAACCGGAGCUUAUAAUCUGGUUGUAGGGUGUGCUUAGAAACUGCAGUUAAAAUAGCAGGACCAUUGAGGUCUCUGCAGCCAUCAAUGUUACUGGUUAUCCUAGUCUAUUCUGCAUUUCAAUUUAUUCCUAUUUCUUCACAGAAUGAACCAAGCCCGAGACAUGAGAUCUGACAAAAGGAUCUGUUUCAGAAAAGGCUAUUGUUGCCUUAAGGACAGUGUAGUUCUUCCCCCCUGCCCCCAAACAAUUGAGAGUAAUUCCUAAUUAUUUUACAGAGGAUGAAAUGAAAAGGUUGAGGUCUCACGUAAUCUCUCUAAACCUUUUAUUUGAAUCUUAAACAUUUUCCUAUUCUGACUUUGUUGGAUUUGUAGAAUACUGAAGACAGGUCAAAACCAAAGAAAAGCAAACCUGUUCCUCUUGCACAGUUCAAUGCUUAAGAAUUGCUUUUUUGAGGAACCAUAUCCCUAUCUCUUUGAUCAUGUACCUCAGUGGGGUCCUAUGGCUUAAAGCAAGAACUGCUUUUAGACAAAAUCUUGGCAUUUUUUCCCUGCACUUAUCUUCUUUUGCAUCUAUUGUUGGACAAUAAGGUGAAUUGAGAUGGAAUGGGAUAUUCAGGAUCUGCUUUUUUCUUAAAUCAAUGACCAUAGGCAUUUUCUGUUGCAAUGAAAUUACUGAGACAAGGGCAAGCUCAGUUUUCACUUCCAAUAAAAUUUCAUAACCUUU
Messenger RNA from Sphaerodactylus townsendi, 5944 nucleotides. It is a transcript of the gene TRAIP, whose product is annotated as TRAF interacting protein. NCBI's taxonomy places the organism in Eukaryota, Metazoa, Chordata, Lepidosauria, Squamata, Sphaerodactylidae. The coding region runs from base 368 to 1756 and encodes 462 amino acids. The record is from RefSeq and is a predicted model, not a curated record. The transcript is spliced from 16 exons.